AUGCAGAAUCUUCCUGGAGUGAUAAUGUUCACCCUGACAGUGGUUCGGGUUACAAAAAUAAUAAUAAAGUUCUGCUGGCAGAACUACCUUGACUGCCACCACUAGGAGUAGACAAUGACUGAUAAAGGGGAUGGUAUCUCUACAUGUGAAUGGUACCGGUAUGUGUACAAGUCCUUCUGCCCUAUAGCCUGGGUGUCAACCUCGGAUGACCACCAGGCAGAAGGCACAUUUUCUGGCAAGAUUUGA
Neogale vison (American mink) is the source of this 246-nucleotide messenger RNA. Its product is annotated as cytochrome c oxidase subunit 6B1-like. The transcript is spliced from 2 exons. The record is from RefSeq and is a predicted model, not a curated record. Gene Ontology annotation, cellular component: mitochondrion; respiratory chain complex IV; mitochondrial inner membrane. Lineage: Eukaryota; Metazoa; Chordata; Mammalia; Carnivora; Mustelidae.